AUGUAUAGAGAUGCAUGCUUCGCCCUUGGACUCUUGCAAGAUGACAAAGAAUUCAUUGAUGCAAUUAAGGAAGCAAGCUCAUGGGCCUCAGGAUCAUAUGUUAGGAGAUUAUUUGUCAUUCUAUUAACAUCCAACAAUAUCUCAAGACCAGAACAUGUCUGGGAUAGAUGUUGGCAUGAACUCUCAGAUGAUAUUUUGUAUCGACAAAGAGCUGUGAUGAACAUGAGGGAGUUAGCAAUGUCAGAUGAUGAGAUUAAGCAGUUGUGUUUAAUGGAUAUAGACAAGAUCUUACAUUCCUAUGGUAAAACCUUGAAAGACUAUCCUCCAAUGCCUUUAGCAACUGAAGUUGAUAGUUCUUUGUUAACCGAAAGGGUUAUUAGGGAAGAGCUAAACUUUAACAGGGAUGAUUUAAAGAAAAAUGCCUCAGACAUAUUAGCCAUCGCAACACCUGAGCGGAGAUAUGCAUUCGAUAAAAUUGUUACAGCUGUAUAUUGUGAUGAAGGGGUUUUUUUCUUUGUGUAUGGUCAUGGGGGUACUGGAAAAACAUUUCUCUGGAACCUUAUGUCUGCUGAGAUUUGCUCAAGGGGUGAUAUAGUGUUAAACGUUGCUUCGAGUAGUAUUGCAUCUUUACUUCUUCCCAAUAGAAGAACGGCACACUCAAGGUUCAAAAUACCGCUGAAUAUAACUGAGGAUUCUGUAUGUAACAUCAAACCUGGUUCCCCUCAAGCAAUGUUGCUGUUGAAAGCCAAACUUAUAAUUUGGGAUGAGGCUCCAAUGGUUAGUAGGUACUACUAUGAAGUGCCUGAUAAAUGCUUGGGUGAUAUCAUGAGGUGUUCUCCAACAUAUAGCAAAGAUUUGCCCUUUGGAGGAAAAGUGGUUGUACUAGGUGGAGACUUUAGACAAAUUCUUCCUGUCAUUUCAUGA
Arachis ipaensis is the source of this 924-nucleotide messenger RNA. NCBI's taxonomy places the organism in Eukaryota, Viridiplantae, Streptophyta, Magnoliopsida, Fabales, Fabaceae. The record is from RefSeq and is a predicted model, not a curated record.